Iphiclides podalirius (scarce swallowtail) is the source of this 432-nucleotide messenger RNA. The record is from the annotation of a GenBank genome assembly. NCBI's taxonomy places the organism in Eukaryota, Metazoa, Arthropoda, Insecta, Lepidoptera, Papilionidae.
AUGCUCGUCUUUCCAAACGAUUUCCAAACGACAGAUUACCUUAUCGCGUUCAGAGUGCAAGCGCCCUACAGCAGUGUGUUCCUCCGUAGGCUAGUGCGAUGUUUCGGUGGGCGGUUGGAGAGCUUCCGAUCUGAUGCUGGCGCCGCUAUCCCGUCGCGACCUGGACGCAGAGGCGCCGGUCGUCUGGCCAGCCUGGUGCUAUUCAGCGACAUCUGUUCUAUCCAGGCGGAAACUAAUCCGAAACGGUGGCUUGACUAUUACACGGUAGCAGACGCGGAGAGGGCUGGCAACGGCCAGUUAGCAGUUGACUGCAUAACUAGCCGCCCGCUUAUCUGCGCAGUGGGUGGCGGGGGCAGGUGCACAUUUCCAUACGUCCUCCACGCCGGCGCGGAUCACGACUCGGCGCUGGCGUUUUUUCGACUGGAUCCCCAU